AUGGUGCAACAUAGGAGGACGGGCCUGUUAAGCUCCUAUCCUGCUCUGUGUAUCAACAGGAACCUGCUCAGGGGAGGAGGCGAGUCAGAGGGCUCGGGUGAGGAAUGGAAGGCAAGGUCGAAGAGGAAGUCCAGGUCAGGGGAUACGGAACUUGGGAAGAAGAAGAAGAAGAAGAAGAUCGCAAGGGAUGAAAUCUCGGAGAAGGCGGCAAAGCGAAGAAAGAAGGAGGAGGAUGAGGAUGAGGAGGAGGAGGAGGAGGAGAAUGAUGGUGAGAAGGACAAGAUGGCGGAGAAGAAAAACAGGAAGAAGGGGAAGAAGGAGGACAAGGUGAGGGUGAAAGGUGCAGGAGAAAAGCUGAGCAUCAGGGACGGAACGAGCAUGUCCAAUACGAGGAGCAAAGGAGGCGAUGAGGAUGAGAGCAUGGCAACGGAAGAGGUCGAGCCUAGCUCCUCCGAGGCAUGGCACCCGUCCUCCGAAGUUGUUCCUCUACAGACCAAGGGCGGAGAGCAUGGAGGUCGCGCCGACGAGGAGGGAGCAGAGGAGAGCAUCGUGAACAGAUGGUUUGACUUGUCGAGUCCUCAGCUCAUGGAGAAGAAGUUGAUGAGAAGGAACGUGGACGCGAUCGACAGACGUUUCAAGCAUGAGCUCGCGUGCUGCUUUGUGAGGAGGACGUGGAGAACGUCACGUUCCCAAAGCUGCCUGAAGAAGUCAACGGAGGCUGCGCACAGGAACGAGAGCACCGCUCAGUACUACCUAGGGAUGUUCUUCCUUCAAGGCUAUGGUGCGGAUGCCAACAACGCGACCGCCGCUGCCUGGCUAGCGCGAUCAGCGAAACUUGGGAAUCCAUGUGGGAUCUUUACGAUGGGAAGGUGUUGGAUGGAGGGGAUCGGAGUGCGAAAAAAUGAAAGCAAGGCGCUGGAAUGCUUCCGACGAUCCGCGGACAUGGGUUGGCUCGAUGCGAUUGACAUAUAUGCGAAGGCUCUCUACAAUGGACUGGGAAGAAACGAGUCGAAUCCUAAGGAAGCUGCGAGAUAUUUCAUGACGGCUGCCAAGAAUGGAGUGAUCGACGCUUGGUUCCACUUGGGGUGCAUGUUCUUUGAUGGCUGGACUGUCGCGAUUGUCGUGGGCUUUAAGUCAUACGUGCCUUGCAGAGAAGCUGCUCGGUUGGGGCAUGUUGACUCGAGUGUCAAUGUUGGGAUCUUUUACCGGGAAGGCUACAAGGUGAAGCAGAAUGAUAAGAAAGCCUUCUCAUGGUUCAGAAGAGCAGCUCUCAAUGGCUCGCCGAUGGGUGCCAAGUUGGCUGGCCUCAUGUGCCAGGAAGGUAGCGGAGUGUCAAGGGCAAACAAGCACAGAGCAGCCAAGUACUUCGAGAUUGCGGCGAAAGGAGGCGAUUCAGACUCGCAGUACACCAUGGCUGAGUACCUCUGCGAGAAUGAGACGGCAAGGGAAGUUCGACGAGAUUAUAUCUUGGACCUCCUCACGGACUCUUCGUCUCAAGGACAUCGAGAUGCGUUCUUCCGGCUCGCAGAAGAACUGAGGAGAGGCGACGCCAACGACUGCAAGAAGGCGAAUGACAUAAUAGUCGAGGCUGCAGAUGCGGGCGAUGCUGACGCCAUGUUCGUCAAGUUCAAAUGGUUGUUGGAAGAAUAUCUCGACUCCAACUCCGCAGAGAAGAUCCAUCUCUACGAUUCGUGCGAGUGGCUUCUCCGAGCGAGCCGGCAGAAUCACUCGCUCGCACCUCACCUCCUCCUCUUCCUCACGCAAGGGGACGGGGGGCCCAGCUUUCUGUCAGAGGUUGAGCUGGACAACAAGAAGCUCGCGGACGAGCUGAGAGAGUUCACCUCCUCCUUUGCUCGCAAGCAGGCAAAGAGCUCAAGUGCAGGGAACUUCAACUUCUCGCACCUGACCCCCGGCAUGUUCAUGUCGCUUCCCAACAAGCUGAAGAGGGCAGAAGAGACAGAAGGCAAGAAGUCUCCGAUGCUGGCGGAAGACUUGAUGAGGAAGGCAACCAAGUACAGGGGCAUCGACGCAGGCACUCAGAGUCCUCUCGAGAUGUUGAUACGAAUGAAGAACCUGCACAUGUCCUUCAAGACCAUCUCCGCCGUUCUUGGUCAUAAAGUCCUAACUCAGUCAGAGAUCCUGAAGAGAAGCGAACAGCUGCUGCGAGAAGGGAAGCCUCCGCCUACCGUUUGGCUGGGCACCCCGGUGAAAGUGGGAAACGAGCUCUCAGAUUACUUGAGUGAAAUCAACGAGGAGGUUCAGAGACGGUACCUCUCGUUCGGACGCCGCUAG
Molecule: messenger RNA, 2292 nt
Organism: Guillardia theta CCMP2712
Lineage: Eukaryota; Cryptophyceae; Pyrenomonadales; Geminigeraceae
Exons: 14
Coding region: 1-2292 (763 amino acids)
Molecular function (GO): protein binding
Source: RefSeq, a predicted model, not a curated record